AAGAAAUUCGAUAGCAAAACAAACGGCAGAAAAACUACUGAAAAUAAUCGAAAAUACGGCGAUCGCAAACAUUUUUUAGUUUAUUUUCUACAUUCCUCGUGUAUUUUAUUCAAAAUUACGACGUGAAAUGCUGUUGUUAAAUCAGUGAAUUUAUUUCCAGUACUCGCGUGUUCCGUACAGCCCGAUAAAUUUGCUAUCCCCACGUGCCAUGGGAAAAAGUUCCGAAUGUUUAGUGUUCCAAGCGAGAUCGGUCGAUUAGCCUUGUGUCCAAUUUGGAAGUUUAGUUGAAUCAUCCGGAACCACCACCAAAGAAGACGCCGUAUUUAAUUGCCAUAUAUUUGGGUACAAAGGAAUCGAGCGACCACCGCAACGAUGCCGUUCCGGGAUUGGAAAGUUGUCCGGAUUGUGACGGGGAUUGCGAUGCGAAUCUGGGCCGCCAGCGGAGCCGCACUGUUGGCCGCAUUCGUCAUCUACAUAGUGUACGGGGGAUUUGUCGCGUUUUUGCUGCUACUGUUUGCCGUGUCGGGGAUCUUGUACCACGCCCAGGAUAAUCUUCUGUACCAUCCGGAUCUACCGUCAAACUCGCGGAUAUUCGUUCCGGUUCCAUCGAUGCACGGAUUGCCUUAUGAAACGCUACACAUCAAAACAAGAGACGGAAUUACGUUACAUUCGUUCUGGAUUCGACAUCCGGGAGACAAGGGCCGCUACGUUCCGACGAUUGUGUAUUUCCAUGGAAAUGCCGGAAAUAUGGGUCACCGGUUACAGAAUGCCAGUGGGUUCUACCAUACGCUUCAGUGCAAUGUCCUAAUGGUGGAAUACCGUGGCUAUGGGCUCUCGAACGGGACUGCCAGUGAAAGGAGCUUCUUCUCCGAUGCGAGGACCGUUGUAGACCAUCUGUGCGGUCGCCACGAUCUCGAUCACAGUCAGAUCAUUCUGUUUGGACGGUCUCUUGGCGGCGCGGUUACCAUCGAUGUGGCUGCCGAUGCCGUAUAUGGUUCCAAAUUGAUGGGAAUUAUCGUGGAGAAUACCUUCACCAGCAUUCCGGAUAUGGCGGUUGAGCUGAUCCACCCUUGCAUCCGUUACCUGCCGUACUUUUGCUAUAGGAAUAAGUUUCUCUCGGUGCACAAGAUUCAGUUCGUUUCGGCACCGAUUUUGUUCGUUUCUGGCCUGGCCGACACCUUGGUGCCUCCGAAGAUGAUGACCAUGUUGCACACGCGCUGUGGGAGUACCCGGAAGAACAUGUUGCAGAUCGUCGGAGGUUCGCACAACGAUACGUGGGCCGUCAACGGCUACUACCAAGGUAUAGCACAUUUCCUGACGGAAUGCAGGGAAAGCAGAGGGCCAUUGCAGACGCCACCUGUUAGCCAGAACGUGUGGCCCCAAAUCGAGGAAGUGUAGAUACUAAAAGUCCAUUCAGAAUUUGGCUGUGUUAUGCUCGAGAAAAGAGUGCCCCAGUGCCAGUGUGGUAGAGAACCGUAGCGAAUGAGACGAAUACCAGUGACAAAUGACUAGGAUUCUAAGGAAGUAGCACCCACUAACGAAAAAAAAUACAGUGCAAGCUAUAACAAUGAAACGGAGAAAAUACCUAAACAAACACAAAACAAUAAGCAGUUAAAAAAAUUAAGCAUUAGCAUAAUAAUGACAUUAAGAUAAUAAAUUAGCACGAAAGGAAAAAAA
Aedes albopictus (Asian tiger mosquito) is the source of this 1677-nucleotide messenger RNA. RefSeq names its product protein ABHD13 (gene Bem46). Gene Ontology annotation, molecular function: palmitoyl-(protein) hydrolase activity. The transcript has 3 exons. The coding region runs from base 373 to 1398 and encodes 341 amino acids. Gene Ontology annotation, cellular component: membrane. The record is from RefSeq and is a predicted model, not a curated record. Lineage: Eukaryota; Metazoa; Arthropoda; Insecta; Diptera; Culicidae.